AUGGUUCUGAAUCGUCCCGCGAUAAUUCGUCUCACUGAUUUACGUUUCAAUAGCUUGGAACAUUUAAAAUCAUGGUGUGAUGUCACUCAUAAACAAAAGUGGGAGCAAGCGAUUUCACGACUUGUUUGUACUAAAGCAUUCGACCGUGCAGAGCGAGUUUUCGAUGAGGCAAAGCUGAAAAUGCAGGAGGGAGAUGAGGAAAAUGCAUACAAGUUGUUCACACGAAUGGGCAUUAUUUCGAAAAUAAUUAUCAGCAAAAGCGAUUUCCAAGAGUUCAAAAAUUCGCCGGAUGGUCGUCGUUUUUAUUAUUUGUUUGACCAGUGUAUUGCUUAUCUGAAAGAGUUGGAAGAAAGUUUAAAUAAACGAUACGAGUUGAAGAACGUUGAGAAAAAUUAUGAUGAUCGAGACGUAGCAGUUGUACAGCGCGAAGAAACACGGAAAGACGAAGAUUAUUUCAGGGAUGAAUCGAUGGUAAUAGAUCCUCGUGAACUGGUGCAUUAUAUUUCUUGCAAACAUCGAGUUCUUAUCAUUGAUUAUCGAAACGAUCAGACGGACGUCAUUCAGUAUGCAAAUGCUGGGCAGUUAUUAAUCGCACAGGUUCCUGUCGAUGCUGUUGUUCCUGGUUGUAUUGGUUCCUCGCUGAUUCGCUCGGUUGAGAUUGGUCAAAGAGCUAUUCUUCAGCGCAUGGCAGAUGUAGAUAUGGUAGUGCUUAUGGGAAGUGAGAGUGCCCCAAAUGAGGAAAAAGAUAUGAUUGCUGGAUCAAAGGAACAAAUACUAUAUAGCGCUUUAUCGAUGUAUAACAAUAACUUCCGGUUGAGAAAGCUACCAAAAUUCUUAAAAGGUGGUUUUGAAAAUUGGCGUUUGUAUUAUCCAAUGCAUACAUCUACAAAAUCUGCUAUGCGAAAGAAAUUUGUGGAUAUCGCAAGUCGUACUGAAUUUGCUAAAGCUGUUGCUGAAUACAAAAAGGGUUUUGGGAUUGAUUCCUUAGAAUAUCCUCAAUUACUGCCGACUAUUUAUCCUAAAGCAAGUGGAUUACCAAUGCCCUAUUCGAGUAUUUCUGAUAGUGUCGUGCAUCAGAUGGGACAAUCUUCGGUUUUCUCCUCAAUGUUAAUGGAACCUGCAGACAUUUCUGACAGAUCUUCAAUAUCAUCCUUGUGCUCAGUGCUGCCACCAAAAGAUGGAUUACUUGACGUAAGAAUAGAUGAUGCAGGUACAGCAAAUGAAUCUUCAACUAUAAGUGAUUCAAACGCUAUGGAGAUUGCAGUUCCUCCAGUCUGCCGAAGUACGACUAAGAAGUUUAAUUCAGAGAUUGACGUUCCUGGAUUUCAAUCUCAUCAAUCUCCUGUAAUUGAUCGAAGCAAAAAACCGCAUUCAGAGUUAUCUGCACAUAAGGAAAAAGCCUCUUCUGAGAAAUCCUUCCCUAUUAAACCGACUCAGACAGUGUUUGGUGGUGCAAAAUUACAUGACGCGAGCUCGAAACGAAUUCCAGUGAAUAUUCCAGCCAUACCAGACAGGCUAUUGAAACCACAAUUACUUCCAAGCGAUGGCUCGCACCAGCUUUUACGUUUAUAUGAAUCUAUGAUGAAUAUUCUCAGUCUCAGUGCGGUCCCUCGAAGCUGUAAUCCCGGAUACACUGGUUUAUACAAUUUGGGAAAUACAUGCUUCAUGAAUUCCGUGUUACAAACUCUAUUCAAUACAAUCCCACUUCGACGUAUUUUUACCAGAAACGAAUUUAACAAAUUUGUUAACAGGACGAAUAAAAUGGGAACAAUGGGUGUAAUAUCGUCAGUGUUUUCUGCGAUGAUGGAUUCCGUUUGGAGUGGAUUGUUCAGUGUUCUUCGACCUCAACAGUUUCUUGAGACAUUUGCCGCUGAGGUGAAUGCUUCUUUGGCUGAUGGUCAACAACACGAUGCACAAGAAUUCCAGAUUUAUUUACUUGACGCACUACAUGAAGAUACGAAUCAAGUAGUGAAACGCAUAACAUUUGAACAGAAUUAUACUGGAGCAGAUUUAAAAGCAGAAGCAGCUGAUUAUAAUGAAAAAUUAAGGAAGUUUGCCUGCUCACCAAUCAGUGGCAUUUUUAAUAGUCAAACAGUAUCAAGUUUGCAAUGUAAUAAAUGCAGAAGACAGAGCGUUACGUUCGAAGAAUUAGCCCAACUGUCAAUCGAAGUACCAAAUCGGAAUUCAACAAUUGAAGAUUGUAUACGGAAUCAUUUUCAAGAUGUGGAACUUGAUGGUUCAUGCAAAUGGCGCUGCCCUGACUGUGAGUCUUUACAGACUGCAACUCGUAGGACGUUUUUGUGGAAGCUACCUCAAGUUCUGGUCAUACAUUUGAAACGUUUUACUUUUAUGGGAGAUAAUUGGCAAAAGAAUGAUGCCCACGUAACGUUCAACACAUUUCCAUUAAAGCUGCAGACUGAAUAUUUUAGCUUGUAUGCUGUUGUCAACCACAGAGGAAGCUUGAAUAGUGGACACUACACAGCAACAAUUCGUAACCAAAUUACUAAACAAUGGCUGCUCUUCGACGAUGAUGUUGUUACGCCGAUAGAUGUGGAUUCAAUAUGCACGAAGUAUGCCUUUAUCUUAUAUUUUCAGAAAGAUUCUCUUUUGAAGAUCCUAUGA
Messenger RNA from Cercopithifilaria johnstoni, 2622 nucleotides. The record is from the annotation of a GenBank genome assembly. Lineage: Eukaryota; Metazoa; Nematoda; Chromadorea; Rhabditida; Onchocercidae.